AUGUCUGAAUCUUCAGUCGCAUCCUCGACCUUCAGUAGGGCUAGUGCCCACGCGCUCAGCUUCUCUUCUGCAUCGUCCGCUUCCUCUCCAUUCAGUGGAGCUUCCCGUGUCGACCACAACGGCUUCCUCAGCUCCUCUCACCGUGCGGGUGGGCCAGUCUUAGCUUCUCUCCCAGCGUUAACGACAGAGAACACGUUUACCGAUAGCGCAGUACUGAUCCACGCGCGCGCUGAAAUAAUCCUGGAUAAUCUCGAGCUCGAGUACUCCGUUGUGAUUCUAAAGGGCCGCAUAUCAAAAGUUGACCCUGAGCCUGGGCCGAUCCCUACCCUCAUUGUCCUCAUGCCGGACGUCCUACAACCUGUACUCUGGUAUGAAGCUGCUAAGAAGAUUCAUCGCGAGUUAGAGCCCCAUAUACCUCGAAUCUCAGUCGAGAUUAUCGAAGAGAAGCUUUACGACGGAAUAUACUGCUUCCCCGUUGAGCAAACCCACUCCAUUUACCGCAAAUGGAGGACAAUCGCCGAGACCAUACUAAUGAAUAGGAGUCUGAAUAUCCAAGAGUGGACUAGCAUCGAAUGCUGGCGAUACGGGACCAAUCCCGAUAGGCGUCUUAACCCUGUUACUAUAAUAGUGGAGGUUGAUAGGAGAUCUACCGAGUCUUUUAUCACCGCAAGCCAGAUCAUUCGGGGUAUGCUUGCGUACUAUCAGGAAUCUAGCGUCGAUAUCCUGUUCAUGAAGGACGGAAAACAGUCCCUGAUGGAAAAUCCCAUUCUGAAUUCCGAGACUUGCAGUGGAGCCGUCUAUCCUGGUGUCAGCAUCGGUAUCCACGGUAGUUCGGCUGGAACAUCUACACUAGGUGGUAUUAUCCAACUACGGUUGCCUAACGAAUCCGAAUGGCGUACCUAUGGAUUAACUUGUUUUCACGCCGUUUGGCCCCCAGAAGGGAAGCGCUCGCAACAGAUGUUGCAAAGAGGAGCAAAUACCGCACUUGCAUACUGGGAGUAUAACCCUCUCAAACUCAAACCGUCCAGCGACAUUGCCCAACAGGUAUUGAAAGUUGACCACCCAUCUUUCAGAGAUAUUCAGCAUACCCUCACCAUAAUAGACAGUGAUAUCAACAGCUCGAAAACCGAAGAGUUCCUCGACUUUGAAGCGACUCAGAAAGCAAUUGAUAAGGGAGAGGACUUGUGGAUUCCGGAAUCUGCCGCCAGGCGCUAUCGGUCAAUAGCCAGACAUAUCAGAUCCCUUGAAGCUACGCGCCAACCAUUUGCGGCAAUGCUCGAUAACGGAACUUACUACCUGGGGUAUGUUGCUGCUGGAAGCGGCUUAUACAGGAUCCAACAGAAUGAUCUAGGCCAGCCAAUUUCUAUGGACUGGGCCUUGAUAAAAAUCACGUCCGGUCGAAUACAGGCACAGUUAAAUGGCGACGAGAUCGACGGUAAUCGGCCUUUCCAUUCCGGUGCCGCUAAUUUUACCCCUCCCGCUGAAUUCAUCUUCAACCCUGGACUACAGGUUUAUUCCAGAAUGAAACUCUAUAAGACCGGUCGAUCGACAGGAACCACCUACGCUUAUUACAAUGGGCUCGUGUCAGUAGAUAUCUGUCUGCAGAAAACGGCGCAUGGUGUUCAAAAAGUCUUCACAUGGGAACACACAGUGACGGAACCAAUUUCUCAUGCAUUCGCAGAGCCGGGCGAUUCUGGCUCAUGGGUGUAUACGCCUGCCGGAGAGGUCUUCGGGGUGUUGCACAGCAGAGAUAUGCGCAAGGGCACAAUGAGGAUAGCCUCCAUAGUUGAUAUCUUCAAAGAUAUCAAAAGGCUCACCGGCGCUGCCGAGGUAAGAAUCGCCCCUUGCCCUAUCUGA
Penicillium psychrosexuale is the source of this 1857-nucleotide messenger RNA. RefSeq lists its product as uncharacterized. The record is from RefSeq and is a predicted model, not a curated record. Bases 1 to 1857 code for a protein of 618 amino acids. NCBI's taxonomy places the organism in Eukaryota, Fungi, Ascomycota, Eurotiomycetes, Eurotiales, Aspergillaceae. The transcript has 3 exons.